Messenger RNA from Echinococcus granulosus, 1734 nucleotides. RefSeq names its product Kin of IRRE-like protein. NCBI's taxonomy places the organism in Eukaryota, Metazoa, Platyhelminthes, Cestoda, Cyclophyllidea, Taeniidae. Gene Ontology annotation, molecular function: cell adhesion molecule binding. Gene Ontology annotation, biological process: cell-cell adhesion. The coding region runs from base 1 to 1734 and encodes 577 amino acids. The record is from RefSeq and is a predicted model, not a curated record. Gene Ontology annotation, cellular component: cell-cell junction. The transcript is spliced from 10 exons.
AUGAGAAGGGGCGGUAACUCCCUUUUUCUCCUCACCUUUCCAUCCAGGGUGACGACAGUGAGUGAGAUUAUUGUCUACGUGACAAAACUGCAUCACGGCUCGAAUAUUCAAUGCAGAGCGCAGAAUGAAGGCUACGAGAAUCAGCCCCUUCAACCGACUUUCACUAAGCUCAAUAUCCACUAUGCACCGGUUGUGAAAAUGCGAGUUUCUUCCACAACAGGUCGGAGAAAUUUACUGGAAAAUGACGUUGUUACCAUCCGUUGCUCCGCUGAAGGUCGUCCAGACAAUUUCACCUGGAGUUGGAUGAUGAAUGGUUCUGUAAUUGAAGGCGAGAGGUCUGAGCAAUACCGAAUUCGUCUUUCUCGAGACUUGAUCAACCUGACUGUGGCCUGUGUGGCUGCCACCUUUGCGGAAGGCAGUGAUCAGACGAUCCUGACAUUCCACUAUGCACCACAAUUCAUUAAUCCCAAUCCAGUAAUCUACGCUGGUGCAUUGGGUGAACCACUACGCAUGCAUUGUGCGGUCGACGGUAAUCCACGACCGGAGGUGGAGUGGCGUCUGGCCUCAGCGCCCUUCCCAACUCCCGUAACUACGUCUGACGUUGGCGGCGCCUUGGCUGGGGUGGGAGCACUGGUGGCCCGGGGAGAAGUAUUCGCCCGGGACAGAAUCCACGAGGGCGACUUUGGCACCUACGUCUGCACUGCACGAUCGUUGGGCUUUUCAGUAGUCUCGAAGAAAGUCAUUCUUGCCAAGAAAUCUCCACGGAUAAAGUCUGCAGAACCGGUCUAUGCGGCUAUUGGAGCAGCGGCUAGACUUCCGUGUACAAUUAACGCCAUCCCCUUGCCACCGCCAGGGGGGCUGCUCUGGCGCCGUCGCGACAUCGUUCUUGGACCGUCUUCGCAUCGCAAGUUCUCCACGCAAGAAUUUUUGGGCGGUGUUGUCUUCGUGAUGUCCUUCACGCAUGUCAUGUCGACAGAUUUUGGCUUUUACAAUUGCUCUGCAGUGAACGCCUACGGCAGCGACUCACAAACCAUGGAACUCAGGAGAGAUGAUGAAAUUUCAAUUUCCUCUCUCAGUGGAAUUUUAGCAGCCCUCGUUGCUGCCGUCUUAAUGGCGCUUCUUUUAUUCUUCUGCUGCCGAAGGCGACAGUAUAGAAAGGCUAGACUAAAAGGGAGCGUGCUACCAACUACAUCGAGUAAGCGAAAACCGUAUUUAAUGGAUGAACCUGGUGGAUACAUGCACACUAACAACCUACCUCAUUUGAUGAAACUGGAUUCCAAGGAUGAUGCCUUUUGCCGCCACAGUAGCUCAGGCUCGACAGAGGGGGAAACAUUUGAUCGCUACCAAUUCCCAUCAGCUGCGGUGCGAAGCUCCUCCGCCCUUGGCAAUGCACAGGUGCGACCUCCAGCGAAUGGCUCCGCGGCGAUCGCGGAUCGUUGCGUUUCAAUGCGACCCUUCUCUCCGGUCUGUAAAUACACCCUCAUAGACGGCAACGGUCAGCAAAUUCCUGUCUGUACCAAUGUGGUCACCUUUGCCAGUCAUCCCGGUGACGGGAGUGGCACAACCCUCUGUCUGGCUUCGGACUACCAGCCCAUCCCCAUUAAUUAUGUGAAUUUACCCGUAACUGAGGGGGCACCGUCUCCCACGUCCUUAGAGCGUGUCACUGUGGUGACAGCGCCUGAUUUGCCCCCGGACAGCGAUGUAAUUGUCAACACACAGGUCACACAUGUCUAG